CGUAAACAUCUGGUGCCAGAUAACGGAAUGCAUUUGUUUGAUAACCUGGAAGGGAAUAAAUUCACUAUAAUUAUAACCCUAUUACUCGUAAAACGUUUAGUGUAUUUAUAUUAUUAACAUUUGGAGAAAAAUAAAUAUAAGAGAUGUUUUUCAGCAAAAAGAUGUCUGAACUGAGUGAUGAGGCCAGCAGUGAAUCGGAUCAGUUAGGAUCGAGUCUGUCUGUGUGGCUGGCGGGCGCAGGUAACGCUUUGAUCGGUCCAGAAGAGCUGAAUGUACCGCUGGAUCUUCACACCGCCUGCUCUAUAGGACAGUAUGAUGUUGUGGCCCAAUGUAUCCGCAGGGGUGAUGUAGAUUUGGAUGGAAAGAAUAUAGGAGGUUGGACUCCUCUGAUGUAUGCUGCUUAUAUCGGUCACGAUAACAUCGUUAACCUGCUGCUAGAGACGGGCGUCAACGUCAACGCCACAACAUCUAAAGGCCUGACCCCUCUGAUGCUCGCCGCCAGCUGUGGCAAUGAGAGCAUCGCUUAUUUCUUACUGCAGCAAGGAGCACAACUGGAAUACAAGGAUGUGCGUGGAUGGACGGCUCUUUUGCACAGUACAGCUAAUGGACAUAAGCAAAUGGUCAAAUUUUUAUUAGACAACAAUGCCAAUGCAAACGUCAAGGAGCCACUUUUUGGAUUUACACCUCUUAUGGAGGCGGCAGCAUCCAAACAUGAAAUCAUCGUUCAGUACCUGCUCAACCAUGGUGUGCGGACGGAGGAGAGAAACAAUAAAGGAGAGACGGCGAGAGCUCUGGCUAUGAUGUAUGGACACAGUAACAUCGCCGGUCUCAUUGACAUGCAUGUGAUGAGAGUCAAAUCAGCUUUGUACGAUGAAUUGAGUUCCUCCGAAGAGGAAAGUUCGACCCCGAGGGUCCGCUCUGCUCGCAGCAGAACCAGAGGCCCCAGUAUUCACGAUGGCCCUCAGGCUAUAGCGCGCUUCAGAGUCGGCUCCAAGCAGGAGGUGCCAGUGACGCCACCUGGAUACGUGACCUUCCCUGAUGUCAGCGAUCAGAGCGAGGGAAUCUGCAACCGUGAUGUCACUUCCCCUAUUAAUGAACUCGACGGACAGAGCAACAGCAGCAGAGAUGAGCUGUUUUUUGAUAAUGACAUGCCCACCGUGAGGAGCAGUAGCAGCAGUAGUGAGGGUCUGUCCAACCUUCUCGGGCUCAGCAGAGAGGCGUCGCUAGAAAGCAAUGAGGACUCCGAUCAAGCCAAAAGAAGUUGUGUCCGGCGAACAAACAAACUCCAGCACUCCAAAAACAAGAGCGUAUACAACGAGAGCGGCCCUGCAGCCAGGUACACUUCGGGUUACUGUGAAGGGCCAUCUUCCUCUAGACAACAUCCUUCAUACACUGGACCCAAGGAUCUCGCAGAGUUCCUGGAACAAGUUGGAUUUAGAAAAUAUCUCCCCCUGCUGGAGGAGCAAGACAUCGACCUGAGAAUCUUUCUGACUCUUACCGAGAACGACCUGAAGGAAGUGGGAAUUACGCUGUUUGGUCCGAAAAGAAAGAUGACAUCAGCAAUAGCCCGCUGGCACAGUAAUGCACGGCCGCCCAGUGAUGCUUUGGAACAAGCGUAUGCAGACCAGCUAGAGGCAGAAAUGCAAGAAAUGGCCAUACAACUUCACAAGCGUUGUGCAGAGGUGGAGUCUCUACAGGCUCAGGUGUCUCAGGAGAAAGAGUUGCGUGCUGUGAUGGAGGGAUGUCUGAUGGAGGAGAAGAUGGUGUGGAAGAGCGUUCAGACUGAACUGCAGGAGAACGUGAAGCACGUUCAGACGCUAAACACAAAACUACACGCUCUACGCAACAGUCAAACGCAGCUGGCGCAGGUCAUACAGGAAGACCCUCGAUCUGUGGCUAAAGGUGAUGGUGUUAAAUGUGCUCAGUUGAUGUCAAAGAUGGACUCAUAUAUGGGAGAACUCUGUAAGACUUGCUCUCUUCUGACGGUCUGAAGGAAAUCUUUCAACGUCUACAGGGUCUGAGUUCCCUAGAGAAAAGCUCACGUAGCUGGGAGUCAUAGCAUCUAACAGUGGGUCGGUCUCUCGCUCUCUCUCAAGAUGUAUCAUUUCUUCACCUUUCAUACUGAUGUGUCUUCUGUCUGCAGGAUUUUAGCUUUUAAACGACGGGGGGUGACAAAGCACCCUGAACACACAAACAUCUGCAGGCCAGAGAGAGAUAUAUAGGUGUCGGUCCGGUCUGAAGAGAGUAUGUAAAGAUGGAGAUAUAUGAACAAGUACCAAUAGUACAGACAAACGGCCGGUGACAGAAGACAAGAAACGACAAGCGGGCGAAGAGAAUUUCUUAUGCCUGUGCUCCAGAUGCAAGAUUAGAGAAUCAACCAAUCACAGACAGAGCUGUGUUGGAAAGGGCGGAGCCAGGCGCUGUCUGUCAGGAACAGGUGCACACAGAAAGACUGUCAAAAAUGUUUGUAUAAACACGAACACUGUUUAUUGCUGUACAACACGUUAAACCUCUGAAAAGUCUAUGCAUUUGGUGUAAAGUUUGCCUAUUUAAAGCCAAAUAUUAAUUCAGUUUUAUUCCUAAAUCUUAAGCUAUCUUUUAACUGGGAUGUUGGCAUAAUGUUGUGCUUUUAAAAUAUGAUGUUUGCUGUAAAUAUAUCAAUUCAUGAAACACACGUAGAAGGAUUUUCUGUGUUUACUGUUCAUAAAAUCAUUCUUAUGUAAACCGACACAUUUCAUUCAGCCCGAAAGUUUACAUAAGAAGUUGUUUUUAACAUUUUAACUAGAGAUGCAUCAAUUCAUCGGCCAAUAAUCGAUUUUAGCUG
Paramisgurnus dabryanus is the source of this 2824-nucleotide messenger RNA. It is a transcript of the gene anks3, whose product is annotated as ankyrin repeat and sterile alpha motif domain containing 3. Gene Ontology annotation, cellular component: cilium. The record is from RefSeq and is a predicted model, not a curated record. Gene Ontology annotation, molecular function: protein binding. NCBI's taxonomy places the organism in Eukaryota, Metazoa, Chordata, Actinopteri, Cypriniformes, Cobitidae.